UGUGGGUCAUCCUGCACUGCCUUGGAGGGCUCGAUAACUAUAUCUAGUGUAGCGUCUUGUCUAGAUUAGAGUUUUCUACUGUCGAAUGCAUGCUUAUUACCAACAAUGCUCAUUGUCAUAGCACUAAUCAUCAUUUCACCUUCAUUUGCUGAUGACGUCAGCAGAUGUCCCGCCACCAUCAAAGCCAGCCAGUACGUCCGUGCAUUUAGAGAUCGGUGCUACGAGUUCGCCAUCUAUCGCGAGGAGUACUGGGAAGAUGCAUCGAAGGACUGUAUCCACAAGGGCGGUUCUUUAGCAACUGUCAACGACCUCGCCACACAAAAAUUCUUCGAGACCUCACUCUCCAGUCUGAAAUCCACGAGGCACGGCAUCUGGAUUGGUUUGAAUGACAGAGCUUCAGAGAAUCACUAUACCUGGGUGUCAGGAGAGCAAACCAAGUUCACGUACUGGGCUAGCGGCGAGCCAAGUCUACUACACGGGAUUGAGGACUGUGUUCUGAUGAGGAAUUCUGACAGUUACCACUGGGAGGACCAGCCUUGCGGCCUCUGGCCCAAAUAUUACAGCUACAUAUGUCAGUAUGACAUGUUGACGACAACAACAAUGACAACAACAACGACAACUACGACAACCACAACACCAACUACAACAACCACGACCACUACAACAACAACAACAACAACAACCACGACAACUACAACAACCACGACCACUACAACACCAACCACAACGACAACCGCAGCAACUACAACUACUUCGUCGCCCUGUCAGCUUCUGUCCUGUACACUUGACUGUUCUCUCAAUGGCUUCAAGACUGGACCAGAUGGUUGCCCAAUAUGCAGCUGCGAUUCACGGUAGCCAUGGCGGAUAUUUGGGGAUGAUUCACAUGUUUUUGGUGUUGCUGGAGAUCAUGAUUCAUGUUGAGAAAUAAACUAUAAGGUUGUAGUGCA
Messenger RNA from Haliotis rubra (blacklip abalone), 947 nucleotides. Its product is annotated as lectin BRA-3-like. Gene Ontology annotation, molecular function: serine-type endopeptidase inhibitor activity. The record is from RefSeq and is a predicted model, not a curated record. Bases 106 to 855 code for a protein of 249 amino acids. NCBI's taxonomy places the organism in Eukaryota, Metazoa, Mollusca, Gastropoda, Lepetellida, Haliotidae. The transcript is spliced from 5 exons.